GCCCUGAGCUCGCUGGUCCCAGAAGGCGCCGGGUCUCCCAAGAUGGCGGCCGACGUGUCCGUUACUCACCGGCCGCCGCUCAGCCCGGAGGCGGAGGCCGAAGCGGAAACUCCCGAGACCGCCGAUCGCCGGGCGCCUGAACAAGAGCUGCCGCCGCUCGAUCCGGAAGAGAUCCGGAAACGCCUGGAACAUACUGAGCGCCAGUUCCGUAACCGCCGCAAGAUACUGAUCCGAGGCCUCCCGGGGGACGUGACCAACCAGGAAGUACAUGAUCUCCUGAGCGACUACGAACUCAAGUACUGUUUCGUGGACAAAUACAAAGGGACAGCUUUUGUGACCCUGCUGAAUGGGGAGCAGGCUGAAGCUGCCAUCAGCGCCUUCCACCAGAGCCACCUUCGAGAGCGGGAGCUGUCAGUGCAGUUGCAGCCUACCGAUGCUCUGCUGUGUGUGGCCAACCUGCCACCCAGCCUGACACAGGCACAGUUUGAGGAGCUGGUGCGGCCAUUUGGCAGCCUGGAGCGCUGCUUCCUAGUGUACAGUGAGCGAACAGGCCACUCUAAGGGCUAUGGCUUUGCAGAGUACAUGAAGAAAGACUCGGCUGCCAGGGCCAAGUCUGAUUUGCUGGGCAAGCCACUGGGCCCACGCACACUGUACGUGCACUGGACAGAUGCCGGGCAGCUGACCCCUGCCUUGUUACACUCCCGGUGUCUCUGUGUGGACCACCUGCCACCCGGCUUCAGCGAUGUGGAUGCCUUGCGCCGGGCACUAUCAGCCGUCUAUACGCCCACCUUCUGUCAGCUGGCGUGUGGCCAGGAUGGGCAGCUGAAGGGCUUUGCGGUGCUGGAGUACGAGACAGCAGAGAUGGCAGAGGCUGCGCAACAGCGGGCAGAUGGCCUGGCGCUGGGGGGCAGUCACCUCCGCGUGUCCUUCUGUGCUCCGGGUCCCCCUGGCCGGAGCAUGCUGGCCGCACUCAUUGCUGCCCAGGCCACGGCUCUCAACAGAGGCAAGGGACUCCUGCCUGAGCCAAACAUCCUGCAGCUAUUGAACAACCUGGGCCCAUCUGCCUCCCUCCAGCUGCUCCUCAACCCUCUGCUGCAUGCAGGCGCCAGUGGCAAGCAGGGCCUCCUGGGUGCGCCUCCUGCCAUGCCACUGCUCAGUGGGCCUGCCCUGUCCACUGCACUGCUGCAGUUAGCCCUGCAAAGCCAGAGCCAAAAGAAGCCUGGGAUCCUGGGAGAUUCACCUCUGGGUACCCUCCAGGCCGGCGCCCAGCCUGCCAACUCCCUCCUUGGGGAGCUGUCUGCAGGGGGGGGCCUGGCCCCGGAACUGCCGCCCCGCCGAGGGAAGCCACAACCCUUAUUACCACCACUGCUGGGCCCUUCUGGGGGUGACCGGGAGCCCAUGGGUCUGGGUCCCCCAGCAUCCCAGCUCACUCCACCCCCAGCCCCUGUGGGGCUCCGAGGCUCCAGUCUUAGAGGCCUCCCGAAGGACAGUGGGCCCCUGCCAACGCCCCCUGGGGUCUCACUGUUGGGGGAGCCCCCAAAGGACUACCGCAUCCCCCUGAACCCCUACCUGAAUCUACACAGCCUGCUUCCAUCCAGCAACCUGGCAGGCAAGGAGACCCGGGGCUGGGGAGGCUCUGGGAGAGGCCGCCGCCCGGCUGAGCCCCCUCUGCCCAGUCCUGCAGCUCCUGGGGGAAGCAGUGGCAGCAGCAGUGGCAGCAAAGCCUUCCAGAUGAAGUCCCGCCUGCUCAGCCCCAUUGCCAGCAACCGCCUGCCCCCUGAGCCAGGGCUGCCUGACAGCUAUGGCUUUGAUUACCCCUCGGAUGUGGGACCUCGACGGCUCUUCUCCCACCCUCGGGAGCCAGCCCUAGGGCCUCAUGGACCCAGCCGACACAAGAUGUCCCCGCCACCUAACAACUUCAGUGAGCCUCGGAGUGGUGGAGGCAGUGGGGGACCCCUCUCUCAUUUUUAUUCCGGUUCACCCACCUCCUACUUCACCAGUGGCCUACAGGCUGGCCUCAAGCAGAGCCACCUCAACAAGGCCGUUGGUUCCUCCCCGAUGGGCUCCAGUGAAGGGCUCCUGGGCCUCGGCCCUGGGCCCAAUGGUCACAGCCACCUGCUAAAGACCCCACUGGGCGGCCAGAAACGCAGUUUUUCCCACCUGCUGCCCUCGCCUGAGCCCAGCCCAGAGGGCAGCUACGUGGGCCAGCACUCCCAGGGCCUCGGCGGCCACUACGCAGACUCCUACCUGAAGCGGAAGAGGAUUUUCUAAGGGGUCAGCGCCAGAGAUGCUCCAAGGGCCUGCACCAAAUUGCUUUUGGGUUUUUUCUGGUAUUUGUGUUUUGUGGGAUUUUAUUUUUAUUUUUUAUGUCCUUUCUUUGGGUAAUAGAGAAAUCUCUGAAAAAGACUUUGCUGACCAACCA
Peromyscus eremicus (cactus mouse) is the source of this 2422-nucleotide messenger RNA. RefSeq names its product ribonucleoprotein, PTB binding 1 (gene Raver1). Gene Ontology annotation, molecular function: RNA binding. The transcript is spliced from 13 exons. NCBI's taxonomy places the organism in Eukaryota, Metazoa, Chordata, Mammalia, Rodentia, Cricetidae. The coding region runs from base 43 to 2271 and encodes 742 amino acids. The record is from RefSeq and is a predicted model, not a curated record.